AUGUCAGAUCCUCUUUUAUCAUCAUUAUGUCGCAUCUGUCAUAUUAAUCCUACCAAAUAUACAUGUCCACGGUGCUCUCAACAAACAUGUUCACUUCCCUGCUCCAAGCGUCACAAAGUCUGGUCAACAUGCUCUGGUAUUCGCGAUCCUACUGUCUACAAACCGAGGUCACAAUUGGCAACUCCUUCAGGCAUUGAUCAUGAUUAUAACUUUCUUCAUUCAAUUGAACAUCGAAUUGAGAGAUCGGAAAAGGAGAUUGUGGAAGAGCGAGGACUGGUAAAGAAAAUGGAACUUGAGUUGGCAAGGCAAGGGCCCAAGGAUGAUAGAAGACGACCCAACAAAAGCAGAGGCAACCAGCGUGAAGACUUUCUCACCAAAAUGCUACAAAGUUCUGGAAUAACGGUAGUUAAAGCGCCAAGCGGAAUGUCUAGGAAUUUGGAGAAUACAUCUAGUUGGAGUAGAUCGCAGAAGUGUAUGAAUUGGCAGAUAGAAUGGAUUCGAGAGGCAGAUGCAGGCGGAAGAAUAUUGCACAAAUCGAUAGACAAAUGGUCCAUUAACGACACCUACUCACUGCUCUUGGAAGAACAACGAAGGUUGAGCAUGGCGCCGGAAGAAAAGGCAGCCCUGAAAAAAAGAAAGGCAGACGAAUUGAAAGAAAAUAAAGCCAAGAGGACCAAGACAGAUGAAUGUUUGUUGGAUGUAUCACCGCUUUCUUUAUUUCAGGAUUCGAAUGGUGCUUGGAAUACAAUUUUGGAUCAGCCAAUCUUAUCAAACAACCAGAAUUCCAUGCGCCAAACUCAUGCACCACCAAAGCUUGAUUCCCAGUAUCGUUUCUACCUCCAUCGGCCUAAGACUCGAUCAUCAUAUCCUAAAGUAUUGAUACCUUUAGAUCCCACACAGCCACUUUCCAAAGUCUUGGAGAAUCGCACAGUUCUCGAAUUUCCUACUUUGUAUGUAUUUGAGUCGGACAAACUCCCAGAAACCUUUAUGCUUGAAAAGGCCUACAUAGAAGCAACGGGAGACGGGCCAGAGGUGGAAAGUGAUGAAAGUGAGGAAUCCGAAGAUGAUACUAGUGAUGUCUCUUCGGAUGAGGAUGAAGAUGAAGAUGAGGAAAUGGAGGACGGAGAGGUUGCAACAUAA
Messenger RNA from Botrytis sinoallii, 1140 nucleotides. RefSeq lists its product as uncharacterized. NCBI's taxonomy places the organism in Eukaryota, Fungi, Ascomycota, Leotiomycetes, Helotiales, Sclerotiniaceae. The record is from RefSeq and is a predicted model, not a curated record. The transcript has a single exon. Gene Ontology annotation, cellular component: nucleus; pre-snoRNP complex. Gene Ontology annotation, biological process: maturation of LSU-rRNA from tricistronic rRNA transcript (SSU-rRNA, 5.8S rRNA, LSU-rRNA); box C/D snoRNP assembly; snoRNA localization. The coding region runs from base 1 to 1140 and encodes 379 amino acids.